AUGCAGGACGGGGAGGAUGAGAAGGGAAAUGGGGUAAAGGGUGAAGAGAUGGGGCAAGGAGUGGAGCAGAAGGUUUUAGAGGGCCAGGCAGACCAAAUACCAAAGAUGGAGAAGCAGGUGGUUCUGGGAAAAAACAAACCUGAGAAGAAAGUAAAGAAGAGAAAAUGGUGGCAUAGACGCCAGAAAGUAGAGAUGCAGGUGGCCCCACGGGACCUGGUGGAAGAACCAGAGCAGGUCAUCCUAAAGGACCAGAGGAGGAAACCAGUAAAGAAGGUGGUUCUGGUUUUUGAGAUUGAGAUGAAGAAGAUAGAGAGGCAGGUGGACCCAGUGGAAAAACCAGACCAGGUCAUGAAGAAGGUAGAGAGGCAGGUGGCCCCACUGAACCUGGUGGAAGAACCAGAGCAGGUCAUCCUAAAGGACCAGGGGAAGGAACAAGUAAAAAAUAGGGUUCGUUUAAUAGAGAAUAAGAUGAAAAAGUUAGAGAGGCAGGUGGACCCAGUGGAAAAACCAGACCAGGUCAUGAAGAAGGUAGAAAGGCAGAUGGCCCAGUUCAACCUGGUGGAGGAACCAGAGCAGGUCAUCCUAAAGGAACAGGUAAAAAAUAGGGUUCGUUUCAUAGAGAAUGAGAUGAAGGCAGAGAGGCAGGUGGACCCAGUGGAAAAACCAGACCAGGUCAUGAAGAAGGAAGAGAGGCAGGUGGACCCAGUGAAAAAACCAGACCAGGUCAUGAAGAAGACAGAGAGGCAGGUGGCCCUGCUGAACCUGGUGGAAGAACCAGAGCAGGUCAUCCUAAAGGAACAGGUAAAAAAUAGGGUUCGUUUCAUAGAGAAUGAGAUGAAGGCAGAGAGGCAGGUGGACCCAGUGGAAAAACCAGACCAGGUCAUGAAGAAGGCAGAGAGGCAGGUGGCCCUGCUGAACUUGGUGGAAGAACCAGAGCAGGUUAUCCUAAAGGAACAGGUAAAAAAUAGGGUUUGUUUCAUAGAGAAUGAGAUGAAGAAGGCAGAGAGGCAGGUGGACUCAGUGGAAAAACCAGACCAGGUCAUGAAAAAGGCAGAGAGGCAGGUGGACCCAGUGGAUAAACCAGACCAGGUCAUGAAGAAGGCAGAGAGGCAGGUGGCCCUGCUGAACUUGGUGGAAGAACCAGAGCAGGUCAUCCUAAAGGAACAGGUAAAAAAUAGGGUUCGUUUCAUAGAGAAUGAGAUGAAGAAGGCAGACAGGCAGGUGGACCCAGUGGAAAAACCAGACCAGGUCAUGAAGAAGGCAGAGAGGCAGGUGGACCCAGUGGAAAAAACAGACCAGGUCAUGAAGAAGGCAGAGAGGCAGGUGGCCCUGCUGAACCUGGUGGAAGAACCAGAGCAGGUCAUCCUAAAGGAACAGGUAAAAAAUAGGAUUCGUUUCAUAGAGAAUGAGAUGAGGGCAGAAAGGCAGGUGGACCCAGUGGAAAAACCAGACCAGGUCAUGAAGAAGGUAGAGAGGCAGGUGGACCCAGUGGAAAAACCAGACCAGGUCAUGAAGAAGACAGAGAGGCAGGUGGCCCUGCUGAACCUGGUGGAAGAACCAGAGCAGGUCAUCCUAAAGGAACAGGUAAAAAAUAGGGAUCGUUUCAUAGAGAAUGAGAUGAAGAAGGCAGAGAGGCAGGUGGACCCAGUGGAAAAACCAGACCAGGUCAUGAAGAAGGUAGAGAGGCAGGUGGACCCAGUGGAAAAAACAGACCAGGUCAUGAAGAAGGCAGAGAGGCAGGUGGCCCUGCUGAACCUGGUGGAAGAACCAGAGCAGGUCAUCCUAAAGGAACAGGUAAAAAAUAGGAUUCGUUUCAUAGAGAAUGAGAUGAGGGCAGAAAGGCAGGUGGACCCAGUGGAAAAACCAGACCAGGUCAUGAAGAAGGUAGAGAGGCAGGUGGACCCAGUGGAAAAACCAGACCAGGUCAUGAAGAAGACAGAGAGGCAGGUGGCCCUGCUGAACCUGGUGGAAGAACCAGAGCAGGUCAUCCUAAAGGAACAGGUAAAAAAUAGGGAUCGUUUCAUAGAGAAUGAGAUGAAGAAGGCAGAGAGGCAGGUGGACCCAGUGGAAAAACCAGACAAGGUCAUGAAGAAGGCAGAGAGGCAGGUGGACCCAGUGGAAAAAACAGACCAGGUCAUGAAGAAGGUAGAGAGGCAGUUGGACCCAGUGGAAAAACCAGACCAGGUCAUGAAGAAGGCAGAGAGGCAGGUGGACCCAGUGGAAAAACCAGACCAGGUCAUGAAGAAGGCAGAGAGGCAGGUGGCCCUGCUGAACUUGGUGGAAGAACCAGAGCAGGUCAUCCUAAAGGAACAGGUAAAAAAUAGGGUUCGUUUCAUAGAGAAUGAGAUGAAAAAGGCAGAGUGCAGGCAGGUGGACCCAGUGGAAAAACCAGACCAGGUCAUGAAGAAGGCAGAGAGGCAGGUGGACCCAGUGGAAAAAACAGACCAGGUCAUGAAGAAGGCAGAGAGGCAGGUGGCCCUGCUGAACCUGGUGGAAGAACCAGAGCAGGUCAUCCUAAAGGAACAGGUAAAAAAUAGGAUUCGUUUCAUAGAGAAUGAGAUGAGGGCAGAAAGGCAGGUGGACCCAGUGGAAAAACCAGACCAGGUCAUGAAGAAGGUAGAGAGGCAGGUGGACCCAGUGGAAAAACCAGACCAGGUCAUGAAGAAGACAGAGAGGCAGGUGGCCCUGCUGAACCUGGUGGAAGAACCAGAGCAGGUCAUCCUAAAGGAACAGGUAAAAAAUAGGGAUCGUUUCAUAGAGAAUGAGAUGAAGAAGGCAGAGAGGCAGGUGGACCCAGUGGAAAAACCAGACCAGGUCAUGAAGAAGGUAGAGAGGCAGGUGGACCCAGUGGAAAAAACAGACCAGGUCAUGAAGAAGGCAGAGAGGCAGGUGGCCCUGCUGAACCUGGUGGAAGAACCAGAGCAGGUCAUCCUAAAGGAACAGGUAAAAAAUAGGAUUCGUUUCAUAGAGAAUGAGAUGAGGGCAGAAAGGCAGGUGGACCCAGUGGAAAAACCAGACCAGGUCAUGAAGAAGGUAGAGAGGCAGGUGGACCCAGUGGAAAAACCAGACCAGGUCAUGAAGAAGACAGAGAGGCAGGUGGCCCUGCUGAACCUGGUGGAAGAACCAGAGCAGGUCAUCCUAAAGGAACAGGUAAAAAAUAGGGAUCGUUUCAUAGAGAAUGAGAUGAAGAAGGCAGAGAGGCAGGUGGACCCAGUGGAAAAACCAGACAAGGUCAUGAAGAAGGCAGAGAGGCAGGUGGACCCAGUGGAAAAAACAGACCAGGUCAUGAAGAAGGUAGAGAGGCAGUUGGACCCAGUGGAAAAACCAGACCAGGUCAUGAAGAAGGCAGAGAGGCAGGUGGACCCAGUGGAAAAACCAGACCAGGUCAUGAAGAAGGCAGAGAGGCAGGUGGCCCUGCUGAACUUGGUGGAAGAACCAGAGCAGGUCAUCCUAAAGGAACAGGUAAAAAAUAGGGUUCGUUUCAUAGAGAAUGAGAUGAAAAAGGCAGAGUGCAGGCAGGUGGACCCAGUGGAAAAACCAGACCAGGUCAUGAAGAAGGCAGAGAGGCAGGUGGACCCAGUGGAAAAAACAGACCAGGUCAUGAAGAAGGCAGAGAGGCAGGUGGCCCUGCUGAACCUGGUGGAAGAACCAGAGCAGGUCAUCCUAAAGGAACAGGUAAAAAAUAGGAUUCGUUUCAUAGAGAAUGAGAUGAGGGCAGAAAGGCAGGUGGACCCAGUGGAAAAACCAGACCAGGUCAUGAAGAAGGUAGAGAGGCAGGUGGACCCAGUGGAAAAACCAGACCAGGUCAUGAAGAAGACAGAGAGGCAGGUGGCCCUGCUGAACCUGGUGGAAGAACCAGAGCAGGUCAUCCUAAAGGAACAGGUAAAAAAUAGGGAUCGUUUCAUAGAGAAUGAGAUGAAGAAGGCAGAGAGGCAGGUGGACCCAGUGGAAAAACCAGACAAGGUCAUGAAGAAGGCAGAGAGGCAGGUGGCCCCGGUGGACACAGUGGAAAAACCAAAGCAGGUAGUAAAGAACCAGAUUGAUAUAAAGAAGCCAAAUUUAGAGGAGCAAAUGGUCCUCAAAAUCCUGGAGAAGAUGGAGAACAAAAGGCUGGAGAAGCAGGUGCUUCAGAUGGACCAGAUGACGAAGGUGGAAGAAGAGCAGCUGCAGGACGACGUUCUUGUUCCCCCCAUCGUUGAAGCCCAACCUGGAGAGUCUGGGAAAGAAAGUAGAAAGUAGAGAUGCAGGA
Messenger RNA from Trichomycterus rosablanca, 4249 nucleotides. Its product is annotated as titin-like. The transcript has 10 exons. The coding region runs from base 1 to 4239 and encodes 1412 amino acids. The record is from RefSeq and is a predicted model, not a curated record. NCBI's taxonomy places the organism in Eukaryota, Metazoa, Chordata, Actinopteri, Siluriformes, Trichomycteridae.